AUGGCCAAUGAGGAAGCCGGCCGUCAUCAUCUAGCGAGAGAGAGUAGAAGAAAGAAGAGGAAAUCGAUGGUAAUAAAAAUAAGAAGAAGAAGGGACAUGUGCAAAAGCCACAAACUAAUGCCGGAGAUUCCUUUUGAUCUCGUGAUAGAGAUUCUCACGAGACUUCCUGCUAAAUCCCUUAUGAGGUUCAAAUCCGUCUCAAAGGUCUGGUCAUCCUUGAUUCGUUCCCGAACUUUCACCAAUCGUUUGAUAAGGGUUUCAUCAUCCGCACCGCGUCUAUAUGUGACUUUGAGCUUCUUGGAAAAUAGCCACCGCAAAACUAAAUUACUAUCUUCGUCAUCUUCUCCUAGCUCUGACAUUACUACUACUAUGUCUUCCUUUGUAAUUGACCAAGAUUUGACCAUCCCAUCGAUGAAAGGCUACUACAUCUCUCACGUGUUUCGCGGCUUGAUGUGCUUUGUAAAAGAGCCAGGUGUGCAAAUAUACAACACCACCACUAGACAACUUGUUGUCUUACCCGACAUAGAAGAAUCCAACAUCUUAGUUGAAGACCACAUGAAUAAAAAGAUCAUGUAUUGUAUCGGACAUGAUCCCGUUCAUGAUCAAUAUAAAGUGGUUUGUAUAGUUGCAAGACCUGGUGAGGGGUAUGGAGAGCUCAGAACGUGGCUGACAGAGUAUUGGGUCUUCAUACUAGAAGGAAAUGAAUCAAGUCGAUGGAGAAAAAUUGCAUGCCCUUCUCCUCAUCUUCCUAUAACAGGAAUAUUAAAUACCAAUGAGUGUAUGCAUUACCUCGCUUGGAUACGGGUGCUUGAUCCUAUGCUUGUGAGUUUCGACUUUAGUUCUGAAGAAAUCAGUAUGCUUCAAGCACCUGAAGAUAUCUGUUGGCUUAAAUCUGAUCCGAUAAAAUACUAUGGAAGAGUAGCUCUUUUAGACCAUUUCGAUCUUGGAAGGGAAGGUACGAUGAACCUAUGGGUUAUGGAAGACGGAGAGAAGAAUAUGUGGUCGAAGAAGACUUUAGUGGUGCAUCCUUCUCAAAUGGAUAUAGUCAAGAGCAUUAGUUUGAGAGUCGAAGAUACAACUAGAAACAAUGAGGUUAUAUUGGUACCUCAAAAUAUAAACUAUACUCAAACCGGCAAGGUUAUCGUGGAACCUCAAGAUACAUCUCUUUUAUACUUUUUUCUCUAUGAUCUACAAAAGAAUCUGAUGAGAAAAGUUGAAAUCAAAGAAACACCAUAUCAAACUACUGUUUGGGAUGUUGUUGGAUUAGACAAUGUUGAGAACUUCAUGUAUCUGUAA
Camelina sativa (false flax) is the source of this 1296-nucleotide messenger RNA. Its product is annotated as F-box/kelch-repeat protein At4g19930-like. The record is from RefSeq and is a predicted model, not a curated record. NCBI's taxonomy places the organism in Eukaryota, Viridiplantae, Streptophyta, Magnoliopsida, Brassicales, Brassicaceae. Gene Ontology annotation, molecular function: protein binding.